This is a messenger RNA of Scutellospora calospora, 522 nucleotides long. The record is from the annotation of a GenBank genome assembly. Lineage: Eukaryota; Fungi; Glomeromycota; Glomeromycetes; Diversisporales; Gigasporaceae.
CAAUUAUAUUAGGAAUACCACCACUCGUAAUUGCAGUACUUCUGUUAGACCAAAAAGAAACUUUAGUAAAUAUAAUUGAAGAAAAUAACUUAGUUGUUAAGUAUUUAAAUCAUGUCAGAGCAAAAUUAGUUAGAUUAUAUUUUGAUAGUGCUCCUCAUAAUUGGAAUUGGUUAGGUAGAACAUAUUUUACUAAUUACGAAUUUCAAAAUAAGUUAGGAUUAAUUAAGGAAUCAGAAUCAAUCCUUUUAAAAAAGUUUCCUCUCGACCUACACUUAUUUGAAAAUAAAUUACCACUUUUAAGUAGAACAGAUUUUUAUCAUUAUAUAAAAAAAGGAUGUAAUAUGCAUAAUUCUGGUACACAUAUUGUACCAAUUGGCAAUUAUGUAAUGUCAACUGAACAUCUUUGGCAAUUAUAUAAUAUCUAUGGAGGAAAGUUCAGGCUCACUACUGAUAUAUUAAAUCCCAAAGACAAACAAUCUGAUGAACUUGCUGAACAGUUUUAUUCAUCACGUAUCUUAAGAG